Molecule: messenger RNA, 5157 nt
Organism: Linum trigynum
Lineage: Eukaryota; Viridiplantae; Streptophyta; Magnoliopsida; Malpighiales; Linaceae
Source: the annotation of a GenBank genome assembly
AAAGCCAUAUCACACACUCGAUGCUUUCCUAUGCCCCCUAUUUUUUUCUCCUCUUCAGUCUUUCCAGACAGGGCUCGAAUAAACAAAGCAAAGGCAGAAACUCACCUUUAGGGUUUUGUUGACUGCUCAGAAAGAGGGAGGAGAAUCGAAUAAACAAAGCGAAAUGGCCUCGUUGUCAGAGAGCGGAGGAGAAUCGAAGCUUCGAUUUAGGGUUUGGGUUGGCUGCUCAGAAAGGGGGAAGUCAAGCGCGCGCGAUGGAGAAGAAAAUGGGAAGAGAGUUUGAACUGGGUAUUGAGAAAGGAGUCAAGGCAAGUGCGUGGCGGACUCCAUUCCUCCUUCGUCGCCGGCGAAUUCGCGAUCAGAGUUGGAGAGGAAGAAAAACGGAAGGGAGGAAGGCGGCGCGGGAUGGAGGCGGAUGGAUUUGUCUUCGAUUAGGGUUUUAGUCAAAGGUGGGUAGAUUACUUGGUGGGUCGGGUCAGUUCUGUUUUAGUUAGCGGGUCUGGUCUGGUUUGGUUAUAGGUUUAGUUAGGUUUAGCUGACAUGGAGUGUUUAAAUGACGUGGCGGGUCGGGUUAGUCAAUUUUGGGGUUAAAAAGUGAUGAUUAGGCAAAUCUGUCAGCCACGUCAUCACUUAACGGACGCCGUUAACGGCGUUGGACGACAGCUAACGGAGAGUGACCAUAAAUGAGCGGUUUUUGUAAAGUUAGUGACAAAAAUGGAUUUAAAUAUUUAGAGUGACCAAACAUGAACGCUUUUUGUAAUCUCAGUGACCAACUAUGUAAUUAACCCGAUAAAUUUUUUUUUGAUUGCUUUCAUAGCUCAGUUGGUUAGAGCACCCGUUUAGUAAGUGGGAGGUCUUGAGUUCGACUCUCAAUGAAAGCAUUUAUUUUCUUUAAAAAUUUUCUCGUUCGCGCUACGACGUCGUAUGUAGAAGGGCCCGGAAAAGGAAGAAUCUCCCCAAUUGUUCUACAGCAUUCUCCUUUCCUCUUCCUCAAGCUUCCCGAGAAACCUUUUUUUCUCGCCUGUAAUUGUAAUCCCAGUACCUAAUGAAAAACCAGAACCAACACAUCCGAUUCUGAACUGAAGUCCCCAUUCUCCUUCCUCGUUGUUGAUCAAUAGCGGAAUGGCCGCCUCCAGGAGACUCACCAAAUCGGCUCUGGCAGCCAUUAGAGCAUCUCCCAGACUCUACUAUCACUCUUCUUCUUACUCUCGCUCGCCCCUCUCCCGAAUUCGCCCCGUCUCCUCCGCUGCGUGUCUGCUCGGUAAUCCCAGCGCCGCCUUGUUUCUGACUCGGCUGUUUCCCGAGAAUGGCGUCAUGCUUCACUCCUCCAUGCACUUGUCCGCUCGCGGUAUUCACUCUUCGCCUCCUCGCUUCUCCGCCGGAGCUAGUUCUUCGCAGGUAAAUCAGACUGAGUUCACCGAGAUGGCAUGGGAGGGAAUUAUCGCUGCUGUCGAUGCAGCGCGAAGUAGCCAGCAACAAGUGGUGGAAACUGAGCAUUUGAUGAAAGCCCUAUUGGAGCAAAGGGAUGGGUUAGCUAGGAGAAUAUUCACCAAGGCUGGGCUUGACAACUCAUCAGUUCUGCAAGCUACCAAUGACUUCAUAGCUCAUCAACCAAAGGUAAUGGGUGAUACAAGUGGCCCUGUAGUGGGCCAGAAUCUUGCUUCACUGCUCGAUCUUGCUCGGAAAAACAAGAAAGAUAUGGGGGAUGACUUUGUAUCGGUGGAGCAUUUUGUUUUAUCGUUUCCUUCGGACAAACGUUUUGGGCAACAAUUGUUCCGGAAUCUUCAGCUCAGUGAGAAGGACUUGAAGGAUGCCAUUCAAGCUGUUCGAGGGAAUCAGAGAGUAACGGAUCAAAACCCUGAAGGGAAGUACGAGGCACUGGAAAAGUAUGGGAAUGAUCUGACUGAACUUGCUAGGCGCGGGAAGCUUGAUCCUGUUAUCGGUCGAGAUGAUGAAAUUCGGAGAUGCAUUCAGAUUUUAUCGAGGAGAACAAAGAACAAUCCUGUCAUUAUUGGUGAACCUGGUGUGGGAAAAACUGCAAUUGCUGAAGGUCUGGCCCAAAGGAUAGUGCGUGGCGAUGUGCCUGAACCACUAAUGAACAGGAAGCUAAUAUCAUUGGAUAUGGGUUCACUGGUAGCCGGUGCCAAGUUUAGAGGAGAUUUUGAAGAAAGGUUGAAAGCUGUUCUGAAGGAAGUUACUUCGUCAAAUGGACAGAUCAUUCUAUUCAUUGAUGAGAUCCAUACAGUGGUUGGUGCUGGCGCUACCUCUGGAGCCAUGGAUGCUGGAAACUUAUUGAAGCCGAUGCUCGGACGAGGUGAGCUCAGAUGUAUAGGAGCAACUACAUUGAAUGAGUACAGGAAGUACAUUGAGAAGGAUCCUGCACUGGAACGUAGAUUUCAGCAGGUAUUUUGUCUUCAGCCGUCCGUUGAAGAUGCAAUAUCAAUUCUACGUGGGUUGCGUGAGCGCUAUGAGCUGCACCACGGUGUGAAGAUUUCAGAUAGUGCACUUGUGUCAGCUGCAGUUCUAGCUGACAGAUAUAUUACCGAGCGUUUUCUGCCAGACAAAGCCAUCGACCUCGUUGAUGAGGCAGCUGCAAAGCUGAAAAUGGAGAUAACUUCUAAGCCUACAGAGUUGGAUGAGGUGGACCGAGCUGUGCUGAAGCUGGAGAUGGAGAAGCUAUCUGUGAAAAACGACACUGAUAAAGCAUCCAAAGAAAGACUAAACAAGCUCGAGAAUGAUCUCAAAACACUGAAACAAAAGCAGAAAGAACUUAAUGAACAAUGGGACAGUGAGAAAGCUCUCAUGAACAAAAUUCGGUCAGUCAAAGAAGAGAUUGAUAGGGUCAACCUGGAAAUGGAAGCUGCCGAACGUGACUAUGACCUAAAUCGCGCUGCAGAACUCAAGUACGGAACACUGAUGUCCCUUCAACGCCAGCUCGAGGAAGCUGAGAAAAACCUGGCCGACUUCAGGAAGUCCGGAAGCUCUCUGCUUCGUGAAGAGGUUACCGAUAUUGAUAUUGCGGAGAUUGUAAGCAAAUGGACUGGAAUACCCCUAUCAAACCUCCAACAAUCCGAAAGAGAGAAGUUGGUCUGCCUAGAAGAGGUACUUCACAAGAGGGUGAUCGGUCAGGACAUGGCGGUGAAAUCAGUAGCUGAUGCAAUAAGACGAUCUAGGGCCGGUUUAUCGGAUCCAAAUCGGCCCAUUGCCAGCUUCAUGUUCAUGGGACCUACUGGGGUUGGCAAAACCGAGCUUGCGAAAGCCCUUGCUGGCUACCUCUUCAACACAGAGAAUGCGCUCGUGAGAAUUGAUAUGUCUGAGUACAUGGAGAAGCAUGCUGUGUCACGAUUGGUCGGGGCGCCACCUGGUUAUGUCGGUUAUGAAGAGGGCGGCCAGCUUACUGAAGUUGUUCGUCGGAGGCCGUAUUCAGUGGUGCUCUUCGACGAAAUCGAGAAGGCUCACCAUGAUGUGUUCAACAUCUUGUUGCAGUUGUUGGAUGACGGAAGGAUAACAGAUUCUCAAGGAAGGACCGUUAGUUUCACCAACUGCGUCGUGAUCAUGACUUCGAACCUUGGUUCUCACUUAAUACUCGACACUCUUCGCAAUACAAGAGAUGGCAAAGAUGUAAUCUACGAUAUCAUGAAGCAGCAAGUCGUGGAGCUCGCGAGGCAGACCUUCCGUCCGGAGUUUAUGAACAGGAUCGAUGAGUAUAUCGUCUUCCAACCUCUAGACUCCACAGAGAUCAGUAAAAUCGUCGAGAUACAGCUGAACCGGGUGAGAGAUAGGUUGAAGCAGAGGAAGAUAGAAGUUCAGUACACGAAGGAAGCUGUCGAUCUCUUGGCGACAUUGGGAUUCGAUCCCAACUUUGGGGCGAGACCAGUUAAGCGGGUGAUACAGCAGCUGGUCGAGAAUGAAAUUGCAAUGGGGGUAUUGAGAGGGGACUUCAAAGAGGAAGAUGCUGUCAUUGUCGACUCGGAUCCUUCUUCCGAUCUCCCGCCGCAGAAGAAGCUGAUUGUAAGGAAAGUGGAGAGCAGCCCGCAAAUGGAAGUCCUGGUAGCCAAUGACUAGUUUAGUUAUGUUCUCCCUGCUAGUGAAUCUUGUAUAUUAUCAUAAUCGCCAUAAGUGUAAAAGACCCACUUCAUCUUCUGGUUGUGGAAACAAUUGUACGAUAACGUUGUCUAAAAAAUAAACUACAAAUUGAUCGAACUCGAUAAAGGAGAAUCGUUACAGAAGCCAAACAAGUGAAAUCAUAAACUCUCUUGCUUUCGUAUCAAUUGGAGCAUCACAAAGCAAGGUUUCAACUUUCAGGUCGCCCUCUAAAUACAAGGGCAUGAAUAAUGAACAUGCUCUCCUAGAGAUCGUUUGGAAACGACUCAUUACGUUAAAUCUCAUUAUAUUGAUUCGUCUUGAAAUCGAGACGCCCAAAAUUGAACAAUAUAAGGAGAGUCGAAGGCAAGAUAAUAGACCUUGUCAGGGAGAGACGGAGGUUAUUCUACUUCGCUUCAUGCAAGCUUGUCGGUUCGGUUUUGAUUUAUAUGUUUAAAUUAAAAUCGAUUUGUUAGGAAUACUUUUGGUUUUGGGUUUGGGGUUUCAAACCGGCUGGUCAGGGAGAGACGAAGAUCAUUCUACUCUGCUUCAUGCUAGCAUGUCGAUUUGGGUUUGGAUUUUUGGUUUAAACCAAAACUUACUCGUUAAGAACACUUUUGGUUUCGGGUUUGCGAUUUCAAACCGACUGCAUAUUAGCUGUUUCAGUUUUGAUUUAACCCAAGAAACCAAUAAGAACCCGAAACCCAUUGGCCUCAAAGAAACUGUGUUUGGUUUUCCUAAAACGAUUUGAUUCUGUUUCGGUUUAUUCUAACCAAAAUCGAUAAGAUUUUGGGAUCAAUUUUUAAAGGCUAACAUUUACGAUUUUCAAGUUCCAUGGAUUUCGAUUCGAUUACCCAAACCCAAAUGAAAUUAGCACCCCUAGACCCUAGCUAAGCUUCAUCUCAUAAGCACAUUGUAGGAUAUUAUUAUUGGUGGUGGUAGCUGCUGCACAUUAAUAUAUGUCUCGUUUGAAGCACUAUUUCUUAUGGUACUAUCCUCUGCACCAAGCCAAACAGCAGACCCUUGAUUAGUAGCACUGUUCUCUUAUUUUAGUAAUUAAUUAUAUCUUAUGCU